Vespula pensylvanica (western yellowjacket) is the source of this 543-nucleotide messenger RNA. RefSeq lists its product as uncharacterized. The record is from RefSeq and is a predicted model, not a curated record. Lineage: Eukaryota; Metazoa; Arthropoda; Insecta; Hymenoptera; Vespidae. The transcript is spliced from 2 exons. Bases 4 to 390 code for a protein of 128 amino acids.
GCAAUGAACAAGAUUGGAGUAUGGACAAAGAAUACGUUAUUUCAAAUUAUUAACAAUUCAUUAAAGUUGCAUACCGAUCAAAACAUAGAAAGAAUUGGAGAUCCCUUCAAAUCGUUUUUAAAUCAAUUGAAAUCGAAAAGAGAAGGCUAUUGGCUCGACGUACAUAUACCACGGAAUCCAAAGAAGAAUUAUUCGAUUCGGAGGCCGCAGAAAAAUUGCAGUUUCGGAGUACUUUGCAAUCGGCCAGUUCCGAAAAUUACGCGAACGAUGGCACCGGAAAUACCGAGGAAAACAUUACCGAUCGAAACGAAAAGUACGAACGUACAUUUGAGAGUUUCAAAAAAGAAAGGAGACGCCGAAAGAACGGCAAGACCUCAAAGAGAAAAGUGACCUUUGCUGAUAGUAAAAUGUGAAAAAAGACAAAUACUAAAAUAACAUAUAACGAUAAUUUUAACAUGUAUAAAGAUUAUGUGAAAUUCAAUUACAAAAUUCUUGUAAGAAAUUCUACUGUAUCAUCUUUAAAAUGUAACGAUUCAUUCUAAA